GCAGCACUGCUCGGACUUGAAUUACCUUUAAUCAUCGAUAUUACUAAUUACUCUCGAAAGGUGUCUCUCUCUCCAUCAUAUAAAUAAACUUAUUCAAUCUCAAUGUCGGUAGCUUGGCGCACUCACUCAGUUUAAUAUCGUGGGUAAAAUGUUAAGAUUAAUGGGUUCCGGAAACUCGAACUAUAAUAGUAUAACGAGAUAUACCUUUGCUAGCCGUUAAACCCGUAACGUUCGAUCGUAUAAGAGCUGUAGUCUUAGUCUAGUCUGCCAUUCCUUAAAAAUACCAUCACAUCAGGGGGGGAUUGGUAUUAAAUAAAGUUUAGUUUAUAAGUGAAUCGUGUUGCGAGUAGACGCGUGUUUCGAAGAUCGUAAUAAAAACUUAGUGUCAAAUUUUCGACAAAAUAUUUAAUCAGGAAAAAUUUUUAAAAAUGGGUAAACCUCGUUAUCAAUCGACGAAAAUCGAUAACGAUGACGAUGAAGAAGAUUUAGAAAGUGUAGCCUUGAAAUUUGACAAAAUUUCAUACUUAAUUGGGGAUUGCGGGCUGUGGCAGUCAAUGUGGGUGAUAAUUUUGUCCAUGUUCCAGUUGGUUUGCACUUUUCAUAUAUUUUCGUUUGUUUUUCAGACAAUGCAAAAGGACUUCUGGUGUGCCCGCCCUGAUGAAAUGUCAAAUAUGACAGUUGAGAGUUGGAAAAAUCUAACCCAACCGCAAGGAGCCUGUUCGAUAAUUGAUUUCAGAUCCUCCAACGUAAUCGAAUCAAAUCCAUAUGACUACCUUCAGCUGACGGGGACAGCUGCCAACAUGACAAAAUGUAAAACUUUCGAGUUCUCCUACGAGGACUAUGGUUUGACAAUUGUCGAAGAAUACGGACUCGUCUGUGAUCGUCAGAAUCUUUUGAGUGUCGUUGAAAUGUGCUUCCUUGCGGGAGCAGCUGUGGGCAGUGUUUGCAGUGGAUGGAUAUCCGACCGUUUUGGCAGAAAGCACACUCUUAUGGGUUUUGCCUUAGUCCAAACCAUGUUGGGAACCCUUCUUGCAUUCUCAACAUCCCUGGCUAUGUUCAUGACGUUGAGAGUCAUAAUUGGAUUUGCAUCGAUGACCGUUGCUGUGGUUAGUUUUGUUCUAGUGGUUGAAUUGGUCAGCGGCAAAUGGCGAACAAUAAUUGGUAUCCUGAAUAUCCUUCCGGUGGCGAUAUCCUAUAUCCUGACGUCGGGUAUUGCUUAUUUAACGCGUGACUGGCGCCUUAUGCAAUUGGUUAUAUCGGUGCCAUGGAUUGCAUUGCUAUUCAUUUGGUAUUGUGUCCCAGAAUCACCACGCUGGCUGUUAGCCCGAGGUCGGCUGGAUGAAUUGGUUGAGCUGAUUGAACGUGCGGCAAGGAUGAAUGGUCGAACGCUUCCAUCGAAUUAUCGGAAAUCACUUGAAGCCAACCUGAGGGAAGCAACUGCACCACUCUCGUCGUCGUCAUCAUCAUCCUCUUCAACACCAUCAACAGCUAUCCUGAUGAUGGGUGGUGUAAAACAAAGUGAGGCUGAUGGUUGCCAUUCAGUUAAUGGAACUGCUGGUAAAACUCUUCCAACUAUGCCAACACCUGUACCUGUGAAUGUUGUACCUGAAAUAUCCGAUAUAAGCACCAAGAGUCCCUUGGUCGUUGUAUUCAACAAAGACUACUGGCGUACAACCGUACUCACUCUGAUUGUAUGGCUGACAUUGAUUAUCAUCUAUUUUGGAUUGACAUUGCAUCUGAGCAAUCUCGGUGGCAACGUUUAUUUGAAUACGGCAAUUGCAGGUCUCGUUGAAUCCAUAUCUAUCUGCGCUAGCAUCGUUGUCGUGCUCAAACUAGGUAUUCGAAAAAAUCUCAUAGCCUACAUGCUCAUCUCUGGCUUGUGUUGUCUAGCAGUCAAUUUAGUUCCGGGUGGGAAUCUCUAUGGCGUCAUUGGAUUAGCAAUGAUAGCUAAAUGUGUUAUCGGAGCCAACAAUGCAAUCAUCCCAACUUUCACCGCACAACAAUAUCCAACGGUUGUGCGAAACUUCGGCCUUGGGAUGGGCAACCUAGCUGCUGGCGUAGCCCUGAUACUUGUUCCGUAUAUGUGGUUACUGGAGCACGUAUCGCCAUUGCUACCUUUAACCAUAAUGGGUGUUUGUGGUAUUGUUGGAGCUGGAGCUUUGAUGAUGAUGAAAGAUGUUUCCACAGAUGCAGAAUGAGGAUGAUGAUCAUCAAAGGGGAGCUGGCUGGGAGUAAGGAGGCGGUCAUGGGACUCGCCUAUAUAAAUAUACAUAAGUUGUUGUACUGUGAUAGAGGACAUCACACACAAAGAAUAUAUUUUCUUCCUUGAGAAAAAUAUAAAACUUUGGUGGGAUAUACCUUUCUUGGUUAAAUGGUUAAGUUUUAUUUUCUUUUUCUUAUAUUAAGUUCUAUGCAGUAUUUUUUGUUAGAGUUAAGAGAAUUAAUUUUAAGUUGUAAAUUUAAUAAAAAUAAAGUUAAAUUACUUGUUUUAAGUUGUAUGUGGUAA
Messenger RNA from Eupeodes corollae, 2506 nucleotides. Its product is annotated as organic cation transporter-like protein. Gene Ontology annotation, molecular function: transmembrane transporter activity. The record is from RefSeq and is a predicted model, not a curated record. Gene Ontology annotation, biological process: transmembrane transport. The transcript is spliced from 7 exons. Gene Ontology annotation, cellular component: membrane. NCBI's taxonomy places the organism in Eukaryota, Metazoa, Arthropoda, Insecta, Diptera, Syrphidae. The coding region runs from base 429 to 2198 and encodes 589 amino acids.